Molecule: messenger RNA, 1200 nt
Organism: Purpureocillium lilacinum
Lineage: Eukaryota; Fungi; Ascomycota; Sordariomycetes; Hypocreales; Ophiocordycipitaceae
Biological process (GO): lipid metabolic process
Source: RefSeq, a predicted model, not a curated record
AUGUGGCGCCUCUUCUGGCUCGCCGUGUCAUGGCAGCUCCUCGCGGGGCUCGCCUCCGCCGCCAUCUCGGUGCCCUUCUUUGCCGACCUCGAGCGCUUGUCGCGCCUCGUCGACAUCUCGUACUGCAUCGGCAACACGGGUGUCCAUAAGCCCUUCCAGUGCGUCUCGCGCUGCAAAGACUUUCCCGCCCUGUCCCUCGUGAACACCUGGAGCACCGGCGUUCUCAUGGGUGACAGCUGCGGCUACAUCGCCGUGGAUCACACAGGCGGGGGAGGUCUGACCCGCCGCAAGCACGACGGUGCCGAUGAAGCAGCGGGUCUUGAGACGAGGAAGGGCCGCGGGUCCAUCAUCGUUGCGUUCCGAGGCACCUACAGCAUCACAAACACCAUCGUGGACCUCAGCACCGUGCCCCAAAAGUACGUCCCGUACCCGUCACCCGACGACGGCUCCAAGAUGCCACGGGAGCCGCCGAGGCACAGAUGCGACAACUGCACCGUGCACAUGGGCUUCCUCGACUCGUGGCGAAACGCCCGUCGCGUCGUUCUCCCCGAGCUUCAGAAGCUGCGAGCCGAGUAUCCGUCGUACUCCAUACAGCUUGUCGGCCACAGCCUCGGCGGCGCCGUGGCCUGUCUCGCCGCGCUGGAACUCAAGGUCUCGCUCGGCUUCGACGGCGUGUCCGUCACCACGUUUGGCGAGCCGCGCGUGGGCAACUACCAGCUCGCGCGCUUCGUCGACGACGUAUUCGGGCUCGACGGCGACAACGACGAGGCACUCGAAGCGCGGCCGUACCGCCGCGUCACCCACGCCAACGACCCCGUGCCUCUUCUCCCGCUUGAGGAAUGGGGCUACCACCCGCACGGCGGCGAAGUGUACAUAACCAAGCCCAACCUCACACCGUCCGAGAGCGACAUCCGCACCUGCGUGGGCGACAGCGACCCCGCGUGCAGCGCCGGCGCCGAGUCUGCCUCGCUCGUCAAGACGGUGCGUCGGCUGCUGCACUUCAGCCGGGUAGGAGCCGGCACAAUUCGCGCGCACCUCGAGACGCUGUCGUUCCCGGCCCGGUUCCGGCUGUGGGAGCUGUUCUUCGCGCACCGCGACUACUUCUGGAGGCUCGGGCUGUGCGUGCCGGGCGGCGACCCGGCCAACUGGGGGAAGGGGUGGGCGGCCCCCGACCCGGACCAAGAGCCGGGCGAGCUAUAA